CGGCCGCGGGCGGGGCAGAUGCGGGCGGCCCCGAGGGUUCCUCUGGUAGCUGGGAGGAGGCGAGAGGCGGGCGCCUGGAAGAGAUGUCCCGCCGAACGCAGCUCAGGAGCUGCGGGGAACCUCCGAGAGCCGGCCUGGCUGAGGCAACCCAGCAUGGUGGUCAGGAGAGGGAAGCGGCCGUGACCGAGGAGGGGGGCUCUCACAAGGAGGGGAUAUUCGUCAGAUCUGGAAAGGAUAAAUCCAGAAGAAGCCAGGGCAUCACGAGCACUUAUUCUGACUGCCUCUUUGGAGUCACGGUCGCUGCAGUCCACAGCCUCUCCACCAUUCAAUGGAUCGGUCAGCCGCCCAGCUGAGCAAGUUCUCAGGAAUGAAGUUGGACUGGCUGUUUCCCUGUUUAGAUUAUGAUAAAAAUGGAAAUCUAAGUUCAUUUCAAGACAUUCGGAAUGGGGAAAGAUAUUAUUCCAUUUUGGGGAUUGAAAAAGGAGCUUCUGAUGAAGAAGUUAAGAAAGCUUACCGAAAACAAGCCCUCAGAUUUCAUCCGGACAAGAACAAAUCUCCUCAGGCAGAGGAAAAAUUUAAAGAGGUGGCCGAAGCCUAUGAAGUUCUGAGUGAUCCUAAAAAGAAAGAAAUCUAUGAUCAGUUUGGGGAGGAGGGUUUGAAAGGAGGAGCUGGUGGGACUGAUGGACAAGGAGGUACCUUCCGGUACACCUUUCAUGGUGAUCCUCAUGCCACGUUUGCGGCAUUUUUCGGUGGUUCCAGUCCUUUUGAAGUCUUCUUUGGUAGAAGAAUGGGUAAUAAUAGAGAUGCUGAAGAAAUGGAAGUAGAUGGAGAUCCUUUCAGUGCCUUUGGUUUCAGCAUGAAUGGGUAUCCCAGGGAGAGGAACUCAGUGGGUUCGUCCCGACCCAGGCAAGACCCCCCAGUUAUCCACGAACUUAAAGUAUCCCUUGAAGAAAUCUACAGUGGUUGUACCAAACGGAUGAAGAUUUCCCGAAAAAGGCUGAACCCUGAUGGGAGAAGUGUUCGAACGGAAGAUAAAAUUCUCACCAUUGAGAUAAAAAAAGGAUGGAAAGAAGGAACAAAGAUCACUUUUCCAAGGGAAGGAGAUGAAAUGCCCAAUAGUAUUCCAGCAGAUAUUGUUUUUGUCAUUAAAGAUAAAGAGCAUACACAAUUUAAGAGGGAUGGAUCAAAUAUUCUAUAUCCUGUCCGAAUCAGUUUGCGGGAGGCCUUGUGUGGCUGCUCCAUCAAUGUCCCCACAAUCGAAGGAAGAACCAUCCCGAUGUCAAUAAAUGAAGUUGUGAAGCCUGGAAUGAGGAGAAGAAUCAUAGGCUAUGGACUGCCCUUUCCGAAAAAUCCUGACCAGCGGGGCGACCUGCUCAUAGAGUUCGAGGUGAACUUUCCCGACACCCUGUCUUCAGCAUCCAAAGAAGUCCUUCGGAAGCAUCUUCCGACCUCCUAGGAGGAGGGCGCACUCGCUUGGUUACCAGGGUUUCGGCAAGGCACUGAAUAGACAUACCAUAGACAAAGUGGGGUGAAUGCCUUGAGGGUUCAGUGAUAUGCAUGAAUGAGGAGGUCAAAUAAAGGGCAAGAGGGAACUUGCAGUUAAAUAUGGAGAGGAAAACCACUUCUUGUAUUUUAUUUUCUUCUUAACCAGAAAUUUCAUUCACAAUUUUGCAUAUGUGUAAAAUUUAGUUGUUUUGUGAAGCUAGUGUAUGUAUUGCUAAUAAAGUACUUGGUUAUGGAAGUACUUUAUUUCUUAUAUAUAUACAUCAUCAAUAGAUGCUGCCGUUUAUACUGGAGAGCAGAAUUCGUAGAUGAAAUGACAUGUACUAUGGAUCUUCAGGACAUUUUAAAGAGGCUAUUUAAAAAUAGAGAAAUUAGGUUUAAAUCUGCUUCUAUAGUAGUGCUAUAGGGCUGGUACCCUGAUAGAGAAAUUGCCUGGUAGAUAGAUUUCAUUACUUUGAUUUUCAAAAUGUGAAUUUAUGUCAAGCUAUUUUUUUCACCUGUGGAAAUCCUAGUUGCCUGAACUACUGGGUAUUUUCAAAAUAUCAGGCUCAUUUAAAAUGUCACAUGUGUGAUUUUUAUCUGUGAAAGUAGAAUACAUAUGUAUAGGCAUGUAUAUACUUACAUACAUGCCUGUAAACAUAUAUGUUGGGCUUAUGAAGUUAUAGACUCAGCAAGCACUGGCAUAAAUGAUCUAUUUUAAAAUGGAUGUGCUCUUCAAGGCUCUUGUUGAGUCUGUUUUUCAGCUCUGUAAUCAUAAUUUCAUAGUGUACACAAUCAUAGGCUACAUGAGUCAAUUUAAGUAGUUCCUGGAAAGGAACCAAUAAUCACUACUAUAGUGUUACAACCAAAAUACAGGGAAAAACAGUAACUGCUGCUUACAGUAAUGUUGCUACUAUAUAAUAUGUGUAUGCAUGUAAUGGAUUUUGUUUCCAUAUGUACAGUAUUGUAUUUCUCAUGUUUUUAAUUUAAAAAUUGUAAACUUAUUUUUAACUUUCUUUGCUUUUGUUACCAUAGUGAAAAUGAUCUUUUGAAACAAUGUGUUCAGUAAAAUUAUCUGAUCCCUGAGUCUAGAUUUAUUCUGCAUGUCAUAUUUAUAGUACUUUGUUAGACUUUAGUCAUGCCAAGUUUACAGAACCAUAUCACAAUUUAAAAAUCAUAGUAAUGAAAUUUGCAUUUCAGAAAUGAGAUCUUCAGUAGUUUAUACUUUUGUUACAGAAUCAAAAACUCAUAAAAUAGCAAUGAAUUAAAUUAUUCCUGCUUAUCAUUCCAUUUCCUCAUUCAUAAAAGGUUCCUGUGUGGCCAUGUUUCUCAGACUGAAGUUAGGAGCCUUCUCAGAGGCCAUGGAAACAUUGCAUGGAGGUGUGGUAGCACAGUUCUAUCUCCAUUUUCCUCUUCUUUACCUUCCCCUUCUUCCUGAGUAAUACCACCAUCACCACAUUCCAACCAUCUGAUCCAGUUAAUUUCUUUUGUGUCAAUAUUACACUUAAUUCUUACCAUGCCUUUUUAAAAUUGAAUGAUAAUAGGAUAUAGGAACUUUUCAAAAUAGAUAAAAUAAACUUUUUCUUUUUGGAGAGGGGAAGAAGAAGGUCAUGUGAUAAUAGAAUUAUUGCUUUACAGUCAUUGAAGUUAUGUGGACUUAAAAAAAAAAAGUCUACCAUGUCCAUUUCCUACACAGCUUCAGAUCCCAGAAUCAAGAUUUAUAGGGUACUCACUGAUAUUUUGGCAUGAUGAACUUCAUAAGGUCAAUGCUCAACAAAUAUUUAUCGGUCAGUGAAUGAAUGUAGCCAUGAAAUUGGAUUUUCUCCCCCAGUCAGAGAAGUAGAACUCUUUAGUGCAUUAGACCCUCCCAUUUCUAGGAUGAAUACUAAGGGACCAUACAUGCCAGCAUGAUUAUGAAGAAAACACUUUGUAAAGCUUCAGAAAAUGCUCUACAGAGGUUAGCUGUACAGAACAAAUGAGGUGUUGGCAGACUUUCACCGAGGCCUGGCCAUGGACGUUUUGGGUGUAGUUUAUGGAUAGCCUUUUUUGGAGACAAAGAAUAGAGCUCGUUUUCAGUUAUUUGUAGGAGAGAAUUGCCUUAACUGUGGAUGAAGGAAAUGUAAUAAGAAAAUGGAAUUGUACUUGUGUCAUUAGUAAAUUGUUCACAGUUACUGAUGUAGAUCUGUAUAACCAAAGGAUUAUAACUUCCUCACUGAAUAUAAUACUUCAGAAUUGAAAUAUCCAUUAAAUUUAGCAGCAAAAAGCUUCUCUGAGGUAUAAUAACCUCAGAUGUAACACUAAGUAUGUGUCUUGCUAAUUUCAAAUUGUGUCAUACUUUAUCUGAGAAACUUAAGUUUUGUAGAUUUAAAUAUAAUUUUGGCUGUCAUUGCACAUUAGCUAUAAUUAUUGAAGCAAAGAUUAGAGUAAAAUAAAUGUCGAUUUCAUUGUUGUUUGUAAUAGUUUAAUAACUACUUACCCUAUGGUCCAUUAAUAUCUCACUAUAAAGGCCAUGCAUGUUCCUUUAAAAUGCAUUUUGAAUUUUAUUAAAAACUCUGUAAACUCUGUA
Molecule: messenger RNA, 4048 nt
Organism: Phascolarctos cinereus (koala)
Lineage: Eukaryota; Metazoa; Chordata; Mammalia; Diprotodontia; Phascolarctidae
Gene: DNAJB4
Product: DnaJ heat shock protein family (Hsp40) member B4
Biological process (GO): negative regulation of transcription by RNA polymerase II
Cellular component (GO): cytosol
Molecular function (GO): protein-folding chaperone binding
Source: RefSeq, a predicted model, not a curated record